Molecule: messenger RNA, 3029 nt
Organism: Zea mays
Lineage: Eukaryota; Viridiplantae; Streptophyta; Magnoliopsida; Poales; Poaceae
Product: Auxin response factor 16
Exons: 4
Coding region: 507-2684 (725 amino acids)
Biological process (GO): regulation of DNA-templated transcription; response to hormone
Cellular component (GO): nucleus
Molecular function (GO): DNA binding
Source: RefSeq, marked validated
GCUUCCCCGCCUUCUUGACUGCCUGCCUUUCUCCCUCCUCUGACCUCUCUCUCUCUCUAUUUAGCUGUUUUGCUGAACCCCAUGUCAGCUGCAGUCUGGGGGAAUCUGAGCCUGCUGCUCACCUGAGAGAGCCUGUGGGUGGGGAGGCAAAGCGCUGCAGAGGCUGCAGCAGAGAGGAGCGAGCGAGGGAGGGAGACGACGAGCCCUGUCGAGCUGUUCCGAUUUUGCCCCCCCGAAUACGUCGCUGCCCCUGCUUUGGAGGGAUCUGAAGCUGCUGCUGCCUGCCAAAGCCCGGAGCCUUUUUCUUCAGCGGUAGGCUCUGAUCAUGAUGGUGGUGGUGAUGGCGGCUGUCCAGCGGAAAGGCUUCUUCUCGUGCUAGUGGAGGAGGCGUGAAAUUUCAUCCAUAAAGGCUGUCGCGGUGGGUGGAGAUCUUGCCCAAUUCCGCUGAAAUCGCCUCCGGCUACGGGUUGGGUCGGGUCGGGUAGCGUGGCCGUGGGCGGUGGGAGAUGAUUACUUUCGUGGACUCGGCGGCCAUGGAGCGGGAGCGGGAGAGUGACAGGUGCCUGGACCCGCAGCUGUGGCACGCCUGCGCCGGCGGGAUGGUCCAGAUGCCGGCGGUGCACUCCAAGGUGUACUACUUCCCGCAGGGCCACGCGGAGCACGCGCAGGGCCCCGUGGACCUCCCCGCCGGCCGGGUCCCCGCGCUCGUCCUCUGCCGCGUCGCCGCCGUCCGCUUCAUGGCCGAUCCGGACACCGACGAGGUCUUCGCCAAGAUCCGCCUGGCCCCGGUCCGUCCCAACGAGCCGGGCUACGCCGACGACGCCAUUGGCGCCGCGGCGGCGUCGGGCGCGCAGGAGGACAAGCCCGCGUCCUUCGCCAAGACGCUCACGCAGUCCGACGCCAACAACGGCGGGGGCUUCUCCGUGCCGCGCUACUGCGCCGAGACCAUCUUCCCGCGGCUCGACUACUCGGCCGACCCCCCCGUGCAGACCGUGCUCGCCAAGGACGUGCACGGCGUGGUCUGGAAGUUCCGCCACAUCUACCGCGGCACGCCCCGGCGCCACCUGCUCACCACCGGCUGGAGCACCUUCGUGAACCAGAAGAAGCUCGUCGCGGGGGACUCCAUCGUGUUCAUGCGGACGGAGAACGGGGACCUCUGCGUCGGCAUCCGGCGCGCCAAGAAGGGCGGCAUCGGAGGGCCGGAGUUCAUGCACCACCACCACCAGCAGCCGCCCCCGCCGCAGGGCGGCGGGUACGCCGGGUUCUCCAUGUUCCUGCGAGGGGAAGAGGACGGCGGCAAGAUGAUGGCCGCGGCCGCCACGAGGGGGAAGGCCGCCAGGGUGCGGGUGCGGCCAGAGGAGGUCGUCGAGGCCGCUAACCUGGCCGUGAGCGGGCAGCCGUUCGAGGUGGUGUACUACCCGAGGGCGAGCACGCCAGAGUUCUGCGUCAAGGCGGGGGCGGUGCGCGCCGCCAUGCGCACCCAGUGGUGCCCCGGGAUGAGGUUCAAGAUGGCCUUCGAGACGGAGGACUCGUCCCGGAUCAGCUGGUUCAUGGGCACUGUCUCCGCCGUGCACGUCGCUGACCCCAUCCGAUGGCCCAAUUCACCCUGGAGGCUUCUCCAGGUCGCCUGGGAUGAGCCGGACCUGUUACAGAACGUGAAGAGGGUGAGCCCAUGGCUGGUUGAGCUGGUGUCGAACAUGCCGGUCAUCCAUCACCUCACAGCCACGCCCUUCUCGCCGCCCAGGAAGAAGCUGUGCGUCCCACUGUACCCGGAGCUUCCGCUGGAGGGCCAGUUCCCGGCGCCGAUGUUCCACGGAAGCCCCCUCCUCGGCCGUGGCGGCGCCGGUGGCCCGAUGUGCUACUUCCCGGACGGCACUCCUGCAGGCAUACAGGGAGCCAGGCAUGCUCAAUUCGGCAUAUCCUUAUCAGAUCUCCACCUGAACAAGCUGCAGCCGGGCCUGUCACCGCACGGGCUCCACCGCCAGCUCGACCACGGCGUGCAGGUGCAGGUGCAGCAGCCGAGGAUCGCCGCCGGGCUCAUCGUCGGCGGCCACCCGGCGGCCCGAGACGACGUCUCGUGUCUGCUCACCAUCGGCACCCCAAAGAGCAAGAAGCCACCGUCAGACGUCAAGAAGGCGUCCACGGCGGCGGCACCGCAGCUGAUGCUCUUCGGGAAAGCGAUCCUCACCGAGCAGCAGAUAUCGCUAGGCGGCGGCAAUGUCGUGCCGGCGCUGGCGAAGAAGAGCCCCUCCGACGACGACGACGACGUGGCCGAGAGGACGGUGAGCAACUCGGACGUGUCGAGCCCUGGGAGGAGCAACCAGGACGGCACGUCCAGUGGCGGAGGCCCGGCGGCGCGGGCGUGCUGGCAGGAGGAGGAGUGCAACAACAGGGCGGCAGGUUCUGAGGACGACCUCCUCGGGCACUGCAAGGUGUUCAUGCAGUCGGAGGACGUCGGGCGCACGCUGGACCUCUCCGCCGUCGCGUCGUACGAGGAGCUCUACCAGAGGCUCGCCGACAUGUUCGGCGUCGACAAGGCCGAGCUGACCAGCCACGUGUUCUACCGCGACGACGCUUCCGGAGCGCUCAAGCACCCUGGCGACGAGCCUUUCAGUGAGUUCACCAAGACCGCCCGGAGGCUGACCAUACUGACGGACGAGAGCAGCGACAGCUUAGCGAGGUAGAGUCCAGUCUCAAGGAGACGGCGGUUCGGCAGUUUCGGUUGGGAGUGGGAGGCGCCCCGGAACGGGAGCGCGUGCGUGCGUCUGAUCCAGGACCAAAGAUUUGUCGGACUAGUAGCUCUACAGUAGUGGAGUACGUACGUACACCUUGAUGCUGCUGCUUCUGCUGUCAGUUCAAGUGGCCAUAACCAUAAUGCAGCUGCCUUUGGUCACAGUGACUGAUCGGAUGUGUUGUGUACAUCGGACCGUUGAUUUGCGAACGCGAUUACUGAAAGAUUAUUAUUAUUUUUUUGUAUUUUUGAUAUAACUAAGGUGCUUUGGUUAGUUGGUUGGUUUGUCUGGGAUGCU